Daldinia decipiens is the source of this 1241-nucleotide messenger RNA. RefSeq lists its product as uncharacterized. The coding region runs from base 83 to 508 and encodes 141 amino acids. The transcript has a single exon. The record is from RefSeq and is a predicted model, not a curated record. NCBI's taxonomy places the organism in Eukaryota, Fungi, Ascomycota, Sordariomycetes, Xylariales, Hypoxylaceae.
UGUAUGCGCCUGCGUUUAUAUACGACGGGUUUCCUACGUCGAUACGGGUACCUACCUUGUGCGUAAUAGGGAAGUUCUUGAUAUGUAUGUAUGUAUGUAUGUAUGUAUGUAUGUAUGUAUGUAUGGAAGUUGGGCUAGUUACAUACCUCAUAGCGGCGGUGACUAUGACGAUCGUUUGGACCCCGGUAUGUACAUAUGUACACACUACUCGCGAUCGUUUGACCUAAUAUUACCUAGCUCGAUCUGCUCUCGGUUAGGUAUGUACUGGCGGAGGUUUGUUUCUUCGGCUCAAGCACACGUGCAGUCGAUCGCGUCGUGGCUGGAUAUACAUAUUCCGUACAUACAUACCCAAGAUACGACGCGGAAGCCCGAGCGUACGGACUCACCGCCUCCUCCUUCUGUAUUUUGUUCUUUCGACCCUUUAUUUCCUUCUUUCCUUGUUCUCUGGCCUAGCCAGGCCAGGGAGAUGGGAGAUGGGAGAUUUGGGGGCCGUCGAGGCGCAGGGUAAGGUAAGGGUCUUCUGGGCCGAGAUUUUGUUCUUGCUGGUUCGUCGGGUAUUGCGGGAGUAUGUAGUGUGUGUACAUGGCUUGCUGGGUAGGUCGCUGGGUAGGUCGCUGGGUAUGGUUUCUUAUUACGAUGGAGUAAAUCAUACCCGACACGUGGGAGCCUGGACCAUUCAAGCAGACUCGAGAACUACUACAUAUGUAAAUCCUCCGGGUUUUGUAGAUUUUUGUAUUGGUUAUUUCCGUACGAGCUACACUAGGUCGGUCGAAAUGCUGUGUAUGAGCUAUCUCGUAUCUAUCAGCCUGUGAGGGGACAUUCAUUCACGGGUUUAAGAUGCCGAAUAGUUACAUUAUAAGAGUUGGAAGGGAUAUGAUGUCCUCAUCGUUGAUUCCUCUACGUAGCUGUCCGUGUCCCCGGCUCCUGAUAUCUCGGUUAACCCUGGUAGGCCUUCGUUUCCCUGCUACCGGUACUCCAUACGAACACCCCUUUCGACAAAUGAUACCCUUAAAAGCGGCAAUACGGCUGGUAUCGCUGCAUUCCUGCAUCAUAAUCAUCAUCACAUAUAAGCCAACCCAGAUGCAGAUGAUAUCUGACACAAACGCAUCCAAGGCUGCCAGACUAGGUGUUAAGAUAAGAGCUAUGGAUAUUGUUAUAUUAUUGUAUUAUUGUAUUAUUAUAUUAGAACAUAUUAUAUUAGAGCAUAUAAUAUUAGAGCAUAUAAUAUUAAAGCAUAUACC